Melampsora larici-populina 98AG31 is the source of this 240-nucleotide messenger RNA. RefSeq lists its product as uncharacterized. The record is from RefSeq and is a predicted model, not a curated record. The coding region runs from base 1 to 240 and encodes 79 amino acids. NCBI's taxonomy places the organism in Eukaryota, Fungi, Basidiomycota, Pucciniomycetes, Pucciniales, Melampsoraceae. Gene Ontology annotation, cellular component: mitochondrion. The transcript is spliced from 3 exons.
AUGCACCCUCAUCUUACGGGAAACAAAGUCGAAGCGUGUGGACCGAUUAUCGAAGCUUUACAUGAAUGUCAUCAACGAGGGUUUUGGACUUAUUAUACAGGAGGUUGUAAUGAUAUCAGAAGACAAUUAGAUAUAUGUUUACAUGCAGAACGUAUGAAAAGGUCUUCAGAUCAUGUUCGUGAAGGAAAGCAGAAAAGGAAAGAAUUAGAACAAGUUUGGCGUGAGAAUGGAUCGAGAUAG